CGGUUGGGGCAUGGUCGGGCGGGGGCAGGAGGUGGUGGGGGAGGCGGAGGUGUACCUGUACGAGGACCCCGCGCACCCCGCGCGGCUCCUGGGGGCGUUCCGCGGCUUCUAUCUGGACGGGCUGUUCACGGACAUCGCGCUUCAGGGCGCCUCGGGAGUCUGCCUCCGCUGCCACAGAGCCGUCCUGGCGGCUUGCAGCAGUUACUUCAAAGCCAUGUUCACGGCCGACAUGAAGGAGAAGGCUAAAAGCCAGGUCAGGCUCCCCGAGCUCAGCCACGCCGUGCUGGAAGCCCUCGUGAAUUACGCGUACACCUCCCAGAUCCAGAUAACAAAGAGAAACGUCCAAAGCCUGCUGCAGGCGGCGGACCUCCUCCAGUUCGCCUCGGUCAAGAAAGCCUGCGAGCAGUUUCUGGUCAGGCACUUGGAUACCGACAACUGCAUAGGGAUGCACGCCUUUGCCGAGUACCACAGCUGCUCGGAGCUGGAGAAGGAGGCGCGGAGGAUGCUGCUGUGGCAGUUCGAAGACGUGUGGAAGCAGGAGGAGUUCCUGGACAUCGGCAAGGAGAAGCUUGCGUUCAUCCUCUCCAGAGAGAACCUGAAUGUCUGGAAGGAAGAGGCAGCCAUCGAAGCGGUGGUGAAGUGGGUGGCGCACGACGUGGAAGAGAGAAUCGAGGACAUCUAUGAACUGCUGAGCUGCAUCCAAAUAGACUUAGAUAACGUGUACUUGAGGUCAGCUUUAAGCCUACAAAAAAAAUGCCGACUUAAUGGUAAUAAAAUCCGGUCACUUGUAUACAACGCCCUGAACCCCAGUCCCAAAGGCCUCUCCAAAAGACCAACGGCCGCCAUGUAUGUGAUUGGAGGGUAUUACUGGCAUCCCUUAUCAGAGGUGCAUGUUUGGGAUCCGUUAACCAACACAUGGGUCCAGGGAACAGACAUGCCAGAUCAUACCCGGGAGAGCUAUGGGGUCACGAACCUGGGACCAGACGUGUAUGUGACGGGAGGUUAUAGAACGGAGAGCAUCGAAGCCCUCGAUACUGUGUGGAUAUAUAACAGUGAGAGAGACGAGUGGACCGAAGGCUGCCCCAUGCUUGAUGCGAGGUAUUACCACUGUGCAGUUUCCCUCAGUGGCUGCAUCUAUGCGUUGGGUGGUUACCGGCAGGGAGCUCCAGUGCAAGAAGCUGAGUUCUAUGAUCCUUUAAAAAAGAAAUGGGUUCCUAUUGCAAACAUGAUCAAAGGUGUUGGAAACGCCACUGCCUGCGUCCUGCAUGAAGUCAUCUAUGUAACCGGAGGUCACUACGGCUACAGAGGAAGCUGCACCUAUGAUAAAAUCCAGAGGUACCAUUCAGGUAGCAACGAGUGGAGUAUAGUCGCCACAAGUCCGCAUCCAGAAUAUGGAUUGUGUUCAAUUACGUUACAAAACAAGAUCUAUUUUGUGGGUGGACAGACCACGAUCACGGACUGCUAUGACCCAGAGCAAAAUGAGUGGAAGCAGAUGGCUCACAUGACGGAGAGAAGAAUGGAGUGUGGUGCGGUGGUCAUGAACGGAUGCAUCUAUGUGACGGGAGGAUACUCCUAUUCGAAAGGAACGUACCUGCAGAGUAUUGAGAAAUACAACCCUGAACUGAACAAAUGGGAAGCAGUAGGUAAUCUUCCCAGUGCUAUGCGUUCACAUGGCUGUGUCUGUGUGUAUAACGUAUAAACACUUGAUUUUCAUAUUGCUGCUACAGAAAACAGCAGAUGCAGUAUUCCUAGUAGUACUGCUUACCUCAGGAGUGAAACAUCAGGUGCAGUCUCUUAGCAGACAUUCAUUAAAAGCUAUAUGGUUUAUCUUCAUCUUAA
Oxyura jamaicensis (ruddy duck) is the source of this 1839-nucleotide messenger RNA. RefSeq names its product kelch-like protein 23. The transcript is spliced from 3 exons. Lineage: Eukaryota; Metazoa; Chordata; Aves; Anseriformes; Anatidae. Gene Ontology annotation, molecular function: protein binding. The record is from RefSeq and is a predicted model, not a curated record. The coding region runs from base 11 to 1699 and encodes 562 amino acids.